Messenger RNA from Recurvomyces mirabilis, 744 nucleotides. RefSeq lists its product as uncharacterized. NCBI's taxonomy places the organism in Eukaryota, Fungi, Ascomycota, Dothideomycetes, Mycosphaerellales, Teratosphaeriaceae. The transcript is spliced from 2 exons. Gene Ontology annotation, molecular function: hydrolase activity, acting on ester bonds. The record is from RefSeq and is a predicted model, not a curated record. Bases 1 to 744 code for a protein of 247 amino acids.
AUGCUAAUCUUUCCCUUCAUCCUCCCGGUGUUCUUAUCUUUCGCAUUCGCCGUCCCCAAAGUCUACUUAGCUGGCGAUAGCACGAUGGUAGCGACCGGCAACAACGACGGCACUGCAGGCUGGGGUGCCUUCCUCCCCGAGUUCCUCACCUUACCCGUUAUUAAUGAAGCCGUCGCCGGCCGUAGCGCGCGGUCAUUCACGCGAGAAGGGCGGUUUGGCGCGAUCGCCAACAAUGUGACGAACGGCGAUUUCGUCGUCAUCGAAUUUGGUCACAACGACGGAAAUCCCCUUGUCCCGGUCGACAACGGGCGAUCGGACUGUUCGCCAAUAAACGGGACAGGCUAUGAUACCACAUGCACGACCACCUACAAUGGGACCGAAUACGUCCUUACCUACACCCGCUACCUCACAAACGCCGCACUGCUGUACCGGGCCAGAGGCGUCAACGUCAUCAUCUCUACCGCAACUACUAACAAUCUAUGGGAGACUGGCAACUUCACAUAUUCCGCGAACCGCUUCGUCCAGUACGCGCGCGACGCAGCUCACGAAUCUAGCUCAACGUUCGUAGACCAUGGUCAGGCUAUGGCUGAUGCGUACAAAGCACUCGGGCCGAGUGCUGUGGACGCGUUCUACCCGCACGAUCAUACGCACACGAGUCCUGCAGGCGCAGAGGUCGUGGCAAAGGCGUUUGUUACGGCGCUUGAAUACACGAAGAGUAAGUUGAAAAAAUAUAUUGAUAAUUAA